Molecule: messenger RNA, 3175 nt
Organism: Corticium candelabrum
Lineage: Eukaryota; Metazoa; Porifera; Homoscleromorpha; Homosclerophorida; Plakinidae
Exons: 1
Coding region: 1-2841 (946 amino acids)
Source: RefSeq, a predicted model, not a curated record
AUGUGUAAGAUUGUAAACAGGGAGUGUGAGGCUAUCUGUCGACCUUCCUCCAGAAGCUUGUUUCGAGACUCCUCGUAUGAGGCGAUGUUGUCCUUCACUAUCAGCAGAACAGCUCAGGAUCUACAGACACAUACACCUACUCUCUGGAAACUGCUAAGGGCAGCCAUCAGCCAUGAUUCCAGCAUGAUGGAAAGAAGUAGCAGACAUAUUGCACAUGCAGUGAUGGCUUCAUCAUGUCUUUUGAAAGCUCGAAACAGAUACAUGUCGUCUGUGCAAUCUGUUGUCAGUGUUGUCCUGUUCAACUCAGGAGCCAAGAAAAGAGCUUACAACAGACUGAAUCAUUUGGGAAUCUCCAUGUCACACAAGAGGACUUUAAGAAAGAUUAGAGCAAUGGCCAAGAACUAUAACUCUGUCAUGCUGUCUUGGAAGGCGAGCAUAGAGAGCCAUGUUGCAAUACAGUCCUCCAUUCCAGAGGUUCGAUCUGUUGCAGGUUCUUUACCUGUUGCUACCUGUGUCUUGCCUGCUUUUGACAAGACAAAUUCUGACUUGAAUAGUUCUGAGAAUUCUCUGUCUUCUUCGUCAUCUUCACAUAGCGUGGAAACAGAGGAGGGCAAUGAUGAGAUGCAAGACCUGUCACAGAAAAGCUUUCAAGUCACAGGAGACAAUCUAGACAUUUCAAUUAAGACAAAGUACAUGUCCAUUGAUCGACGAAACAAGUCAUUGCACUGGUUUAAUGUUAUUGCUAGCAAUGAACGUGUCAUCAAUGCUGACCUGGCAACAUCAAGACCUAGGUGUUCAAUUUUGUCUGUCCCGGACACUGCUUUCCUGCCAUCAGUGCAAGAGAAUGAGAAGCUUCAUGAGGAAUUCGCAAUUUUGGUGGAGAGGAUCUUGGUCAAAUAUUUGCCUGCUUUUGCUCUCUUUGAAAACUACGUGUGUAAGCACAUCAUGCACAAGUUUUCCAAGGAAGCAAGCCAACAGUCUGAACAGCAUUGUCUGGGUCUCCUUCAGUUUGAUGAAAACAAAGACAUGCUUCAAAUUUUGACACAUAUCAGCAAAAUGUAUGUCCCUCAUUUUUAUAAAGAUCAGCGAGAAGAACGUAUUCCAGAAGCACCUUUGCAUCGAGUACAGUUUGGAGGUGAUCAGCUGACUGCUGAAAGAAUCAGGAAUUGUCAAAAAGCCAUCAUUAAUGGAUCAAGCCCAUUUGAGAGACUGGAAGGUGUCUUUACCCAUGCAGAAGAUUUCCAUUGCAUGAUGAAUUUUGUGAAUCUCAUCUUUGCGAAGUUCUAUGACUCUCGUAGCAUGAAGGAUGUGGGAACUAUGUAUCAACUACGAAACCAACUUGACAGGAGGGAUGUCGGGAAGGACACCACUAAACGCUAUAGAUCUUGCAAUGCAUUUUUGAAUGAUGUGCUUGAUGGUUAUAUUGUAGCUUGUGCUGUGGUCCAUUUUAACAUGCGAGAUGUGGAAGACAUUGCUGCUCCCCCAGGAAUGCCAAAGAGUUCAGAAGCUGCCUGGUUCCACGAGGAAGUGCUAAGGUUGGUUGAUCACUAUGUGCUGCAGUGGACAGAAGCUAGUCAUGAUAGAGGUAGAUUCCUGGAAUCCAUUCAGACAGUAGAGCGAGGUAGUGCAGUGGCUGUUGUUGCUGAUGGUCAUGUUGUUGAUUUUGAGAACACAAGCAUCCCAGUGAGUGUUCAGUGUAGCACUUCAGAUCAUCCAGCUUCAGAAGCCUGUUCUGUUGUUCAGUCAUCAAAUUCAACAACAUUUCAACAAGUGCAGGAUGAUGACUACAGAAGUGGACUUUGGGCACUUUUGAGUAGAUUGAGGUCAUUGCAGCAACCGCAAGGUAUUGAACACCAGGUACAUGCUCAGCCAAGAGCUGUAACCCUUCCAGCCAGGGAUAUGUGGCAGUCACAGCAGCAGCAGCAACAACAACAACAGCAGCAGCAGCAACAACAACAACAGCAGGAGCAGCAACAACAACAACAGCAACAACAACAACAACUAGAAAGAGUAACAUCUUGGUUUUGUAGAGAACCUGGAUGCAAUGCAGUGUUUAGCUCCAUCGAUGCACGACAAGCACAUGAACUCCAACUACACUUUGUCUCCAUCUCUGAAUCAUCAGAUUCAGUUGAGAGAGCUGCAGCAGCAGACGGUAAUCAAUCCUUUACUCCUGAGGACCAUAUAUUUAAUUACUACUCAAAUUUUAUGAAAAUGGCCUUACUGGAAAGGAAUUUCCAAGAUGCUGUUGGAGAAAUGGAUGGUGAAAGACUGUAUCGCUUAUGGAAAUUUAAAAUGCUUCAUUUUAAGGAGGCUGGCAGAACAAAGUAUGGCUUAGAAGCAUUUUAUUUUGUAGCAGAUCAGCUUUCACUGCUUAGCCCACACGAGGCCCAUCGCCAACUGUGGAACAGAGGCUUUAACCUUCGAGGUGGUGCUGGUAACAACGUUCCGUUAGACUUGAUGGUUGAACACAACAAUAACACCAUCAAAGAAUUGAUCUUCAACCAGGGUGCUAACGUAUCCUUUGAAUCUGCACAGCUGGUAAGCCAGGCCUCACAAGGCAUAGAAGCUGUGCUGGAUAAUCUGGAUGUUUCACUUGAAGUUGGCAAAGAAUCUAGCAAACAUGCCAGAGUGGACAAACAGAAGGAUGUUUUUAGAAUAGCUCAGGAGGUUCUACACCAAAAGAUGGGUGUGUAUUGUCCUGGACGUUCCUAUAAAUCAUUUAUGGGGAUGGAGCGUGAUGUCUUGCAUAAACUGAAGCCAUCAUCACUGCUCUCUUGGAUCAGAACUCAAAAGCGGAAGCUACAUAUGCAAGAGGUGGUUCACUCUCCAUCUGCUUUCUGAUAAAUGUAUAGUAAAUAUUAUUUAAGUAUACUUAUUAUGUUUCGGUUGAUGUCAGUCUAGCUCGAUCUACUCAUUCAUUUACUUUUAGGAUUAAUUUCUAAAGUGAAUUGGAGGGCCUUGCAAUCACUAGUUGGCAUGCAGUGCUAUGAGUUUUAAGUUUACAUUGUUUCAUGGUCUUUCUAAUAUGAUCACUGCUACAUUUGAUCAUGUUGCCUUAGAGUUAUAUUUGCACAUAAUGUUUGGUAGUUGCUUCUUGUCUAGAAGGUGUAGUUGAAAUACAAAUCCAUGUAGAUGCAGUAGUUGUGAUGUAGGGAUUGGCAGUUGUAUGUAACAA